AUGUAUAAAUACAGUGUGUUUUAUUUAUUAUUUGCAGUAACAGUCCUGCAAAAUGCUUUCGCAUUAAAAGAAGGCGAAUGCGAAGUUUGUAUUAAAACUGUAGACAAAUUUGCAGCCACGUUAUCAGAUAAUGUAAAAAAGGACCCCAAGUUGAUAGAAGCCGAAUUCAAAAAGUUUUGUAAAGGAUCGAAGAAUAAAGAAAAUCGGUUUUGCUACUAUUUAGGUGGUCUAGAAGAAUCCGCCACCGGCAUUUUGGGUGAACUAUCGAAACCCCUAAGUUGGUCUAUGCCAAGUAAUAAAAUCUGUGAAAAGCUCAAGAAGAAAGAUGCUCAAAUCUGCGAUCUGCGUUUCGAGAAGCAGAUCGACUUGAACAACGUUGAUUUAAAAAAAUUAAAGGUCAGAGAUCUUAAGAAGAUUCUUAACGACUGGGACGAGAACUGUGAGGGUUGUAUUGAAAAAACUGAUUUCAUCAAGAGAAUAGAAGAGCUGAAACCUAAGUACAUGGGAAGAUCUGAAUUGUAA
Messenger RNA from Leptosia nina, 522 nucleotides. Lineage: Eukaryota; Metazoa; Arthropoda; Insecta; Lepidoptera; Pieridae. The record is from the annotation of a GenBank genome assembly.